This is a messenger RNA of Sinocyclocheilus rhinocerous, 2107 nucleotides long. RefSeq names its product protein associated with LIN7 1, MAGUK p55 family member b (gene pals1b). The transcript has 13 exons. Lineage: Eukaryota; Metazoa; Chordata; Actinopteri; Cypriniformes; Cyprinidae. Gene Ontology annotation, molecular function: protein binding. The coding region runs from base 40 to 1899 and encodes 619 amino acids. The record is from RefSeq and is a predicted model, not a curated record.
UCAGCAGCUGAGAGAGACCUGUCACUCCAUGCACACACCAUGUUAACAUUACAUAUGAACGGUGACAUGACGGAGGACUCAGGUGACAAAACUGAGAUGGACAUGGACAGUCCUGCCAAACUCAUCGCUCAGUGCUGCAAUGAGCAGACCGAGAAGAUCCGAGAUGAUCCAGAGGAAGCUAUGAUGAUGACGGAACAGGCUCCCGAUCUGAACUCGUCCUCGUGUCUCACAUCGGCACAGAGCAGCAAUGAGGCCAUCAGUCGGGCCUUUUUUGAUGGGAUGGAUGUUGCAGAGGAAGCCAAGUCAACAUCAGAGGAGAAGAAUACAACAGAGCUGGAUGAUUUGCUGGACUCUCUGCAGCAUCUGCAGCUGCGUCUGACGGAUGCUGAGAGUCAGCGGGACGUUGGGCUGCUGCUGGAGCUGCUGCUUCAGUCAGAUUUCCAGCAGGCGUUCAUCAUGCACCGCAGCGUGGCUCAGAGCAUGAGACGCCUCUGUCCGCCGUUCCCGCUCACCGCACACGCACAGCAGCUCAGAGACGAGGCCCUGAUGGAAGCUCAUGACUGUAUUGCUGAACAGGAAUUAGAUGUUGAAACUACUGAAUCAGUGGACCAGGAUGAAAAGACCACCAAACUGGUUUCCCUGGAGAAAACUCGUGACAUGCCUCUGGGCGUGACCGUUCGGAACGAACAUGAUCGCGUGGUCAUCAGUCGGGUGGUGAGCGGCGGUACUGCUGAGAAAAGCAACCUGCUCAGUGAAGGAGAUGAAAUCUUGGAGAUCAAUGGCAUUCCAGUCCGUGGAAAAAGUGUUAAUGAUGUUCACAACAUACUGUCCUGCAUGCAUGGGUCUCUCACGUUUCUCCUCAUCCCAAACUAUCAAAACAAAAUAGCUCCUCACAGAACAACUGUGAUGCAUGUGAAGGCAAACUUCAGCUAUGACCCAUCUGACGACCUAUAUGUGCCAUGCAGAGAGCACGGCCUGUCCUUCCAAAAGGGAGACAUCCUUCACGUCACCAGCCAGGAUGACCCCAACUGGUGGCAGGCGUACCGGGACAGACAUGAGGACCAGAAGCCCCUUGCUGGCCUUAUACCUGGGAAGAGCUUCCAGCAGCAAAGAGAAGCUAUGAAGAAAACCAUCACAGACAGAAAUCAAGAGUAUAAAGGGAAACUUUGGUGUGCAAAGAAAAGCCAAAAACAACGAAAAAAACUCUUGUUCAACCCAAGUAAGAAUAUCGACCACUACAGCGAGGAUAUCCUGACCUAUGAGGAGGUGGCACUUUACCAUCAGCCACCCAACCGCAAGCGUCCCAUCGCCCUGAUUGGACCACCCAACAGUGGACAUGAUGAACUGAGACAAAGACUGCUCUCCUUAGAGCCUGACCGAUUCACCGGUGCUGUUCCACACACCACACGAAACCCCCGUGCACAUGAGGUCAACGGCAGGGAGUACAACUUUGUAUCACGGCAGAGCUUUGAAUGUGACCUGGCUGCAGGGAAAUUAAUCGAGUCGGGCGAGUUUGAACAGAACCUGUACGGCACAAAUACGGAUUCAGUCAGACAGGUUGUCAACUCAGGAAAAAUCUGUUUGCUGUGUCUGCAUCCCAGGUCCCUGCGACUGCUGUGUUCCUCAGAUCUUAAACCGUACAUCAUCUUCAUCAGGCCUUCUCCUCCUCCUCCUCAGGAGCGAUUCUCCACCCUGCUGACCAGAGGAGUGAAGAAACACAUGCCCGAGGAUGUGAGAGAGACCUUGGAGAAAGCGCGUGAGAUGGAGCACAGCUACGGUCACUUGUUCGAUGCAGUCAUCACAAACAUCGAGCAGGACAAGAGUGUCUCUGAGCUGCUGAGACUCAUUGACAAACUGGACAUCGAGCCGCAGUGGGUCCCUUCAGCCUGGGUCAGCUAAAAAACACUUUCAGUUCAGAAGAAAUGUGUUUUCACUGUUGAAGGCUAGAAUUGCUCUGAUGAGGAGCAACAAGCGGUAUGUUUGAAAUGGCCACCAUACUGCUCAUACUGUUUUUGCAGUAUGGAUAUUGUGCACAGUGUGCUUCCUUUUUGUGUGUGUCUACUUGUUAAAGGAAUAGUUCACCCCAAAAUGAAGAUUUGCUGACAAU